AUGUGCUCAACCAAAGUGUCGACGGGUGGCGCGAGGGUGGCGCGGCUGGUGCUGACGGUCGUCGGCUUCCUGUCGACGGUCGCCGCCGCCGCCCACUGGGACCACGCGGUCGAUCUGGACGAGAACUACCGGCUACUGUGGAGCAUCGCCGGCCAGGACAUCACGUUCGAGGUUCAAGCCCGCACGCUCGGCUACGUCGGGCUCGGGUUCUCCACCGACGGCACCAUCUACGGCGCCGAUAUCGUCAUCGGGUGGGUCGACGCCGGCCAGGUCCACUUCCAGGACCGGCACUUCAUCAUGACCAGCAACGGCGAACCGCACGUGGAUCCAUCGCAGGACUACAUUCUGCUGCUCGGCUACCAAAAUGCAACCCACACGGUGCUGCGCUUCCGCCGGAAGCUCGAUACGUGCGAUACGGUACACGAUGUGCCGAUAACGAACGACACCAUCCGCAUCAUCUACAUGUACCACAGCCGCGACCCGAAGAACGGUGCCCAGGGCAUCGGCACGCUGCCCGAUCCGACCGACGCGUUCAAAGACUCCGUGCCGAUCUUUCUGACGCAGCGCGUCAACCAGGUGCCGAUCGAGCUGGACUCGCGAACCCGGACGCUCGAGUUGCGCAACAAAGACGUCCCGAUACCGCAGACGGACGAGAACCUGCGCUGGUGCACGACGUUCAAGCUGGACCAGUUCGUCCGCAAGCAUCACAUGAUUCGGUACGAACCGAUCAUCGAGAAGCGAUCGAACAUUCCGCACCUGAAACACAUCGUGCUGUACGAGUGCCAGGGGUCCACGCCGGAACUGGAGAUCAUGUCGCGCGAGUUCGGACGCUCCUGCGGUCAGGUGGAGAAGGAACUGCUGACCUGCAACUCCAUAGUGGCCGCCUGGUCCCGCGGAUCGGAGGGCUUUACGUACCCGCUCGAGGCUGGUUAUGCGCUGGACUCGUACCAGGCACGCUUCUACAUGAUGGAAACGCACUACAUGGGCUUCCAGAGCAACUCGGUCGAUCUGACGCCGCGCGUUGAUAACUCGGGGCUGAGGUUGUACUACACGACGACGCUUCGGAAGCACGACGCUGGAGUGCUCUCGGUUGGUAUUCAACCGAACUGGCGCCACAUCAUCCCGCCGGGCCAGGAUCAGGUGCUCUCCGAGGGUCACUGCAUCGAGGAGUGCACCCAGCGUGCCUUCCCCCGUCCCGGAAUCAACAUCUUCGCCGUGAUGAUGCAAACCAACCAUAUGGGCAAGAAGAUCAGCUUGCGGCAGGUUCGCCAGCGGGAAGAGCUGACACCCAUCGCUCACGACACGAAUGUUGACGCCAACUACCAGGAGUUCCGUCGGUUACACACACCCGUGAAGGCACUUCCCGGUGAUCGGUUGAUCGCGGAGUGUACGUACGACAGCACGGGACGUAAGACGAUCGCCCUCGGUGGCUACACGUCACGCGACGAAACCUGCCUGGUACUGACGCUGUACUACCCGCGCCAGAAGGAGCUCACCUCGUGCCACUCGAUCCCGAGCCUGCCGACAGUCCUUCACGCGGUCGGUAUCAACGAGCUGGCGGCCGGCACGAACCCGAUUCGCAUCUCGUCGCCACCGGAAAUCGCCGGCAUGACGCUCGAGGAGCGCCUAGUCACCUACGACUGGCGGGUAAACUUCAACGCCUUCCAGAACGUCAUCCGGAAGGGUGCCUUCAAGCCGCUCUGCUGGAGCGCCCGUAAUACCCCCAUCCCGGGUACGGACAACAUUGAUGCCUAUGCACCGGAGCUAACCAAAUUCUGGCGCCCGAUACCGACGUGCAGCUUUAGCGGUGGCACGUCCGCCGGCGGUUCCAACAGCAUCAACCGGUUCGUCACCGAGCGGGACAUCAGCCUCGACUGGCCGCCGCUGGAGGACGAGCGGAACAACGUGAUCGAGGGUGCGGCCCGCAGCAAAUCGAUCCGCAGCUCGGCCGCAUCGACGAGCCUUGCCGCGGGGUUGGCGACCGUGUCGCGGGUUAUUCUCUUUGUCAUCUUCAUCAACACCGUUAGGUUACUGUGA
Anopheles coustani is the source of this 2037-nucleotide messenger RNA. Its product is annotated as MOXD1 homolog 2-like. The record is from RefSeq and is a predicted model, not a curated record. Gene Ontology annotation, biological process: norepinephrine biosynthetic process; octopamine biosynthetic process; dopamine catabolic process. Gene Ontology annotation, cellular component: secretory granule membrane. Gene Ontology annotation, molecular function: copper ion binding; dopamine beta-monooxygenase activity. Bases 1 to 2037 code for a protein of 678 amino acids. The transcript is spliced from 6 exons. Lineage: Eukaryota; Metazoa; Arthropoda; Insecta; Diptera; Culicidae.